Messenger RNA from Rotaria sp. Silwood2, 549 nucleotides. Lineage: Eukaryota; Metazoa; Rotifera; Eurotatoria; Philodinida; Philodinidae. The record is from the annotation of a GenBank genome assembly.
AUGCUUGUUCUUGUCUUGGGUGAUCUUCACAUUCCUUAUCGUGUAAGUGGUUUACCACAUGAAUUUCGUAAACUGUUGACUCCUGGUCGUAUUCAACAUAUUCUCUGUACUGGUAAUUUAUGUACAAAAGAAACUGUUGAUUAUUUGAAAACUUUAACGGCUGAUGUUCAUAUUGUUCGUGGUGAUUUUGAUGAUAAUCCAAAUUUUGUCGAUCAAAAAGUAGUUACUGUUGGUCAAUUUCGUAUUGGUCUUUGUCAUGGCCAUCAAAUUGUUCCAUGGGGAGAUAUUGAAAGUUUAAGUAUGCUUCAACGACAAAUGGAUGUCGAUAUUCUUAUAACUGGUCAUACGCAUAAAUUCGAAGCAUUUGAACGUGACAAUAAAUUUUUUAUUAAUCCCGGUUCAGCUACAGGAGCAUUUAAUGCAUUAAAUAGUUCAACAACACCUUCCUUUGUAUUAAUGGAUAUUCAACAAGCAUCACUUACACUCUAUGUUUAUCAAUUAAUCAAUGAAAAAUUUACUGUUGAACGACUUGAAUAUCGAAAAGCUUAG